Messenger RNA from Spodoptera litura, 1755 nucleotides. It is a transcript of the gene Torsin, whose product is annotated as torsin family member. Gene Ontology annotation, molecular function: ATP hydrolysis activity; ATP binding. The record is from RefSeq and is a predicted model, not a curated record. Gene Ontology annotation, biological process: cellular response to misfolded protein. Lineage: Eukaryota; Metazoa; Arthropoda; Insecta; Lepidoptera; Noctuidae.
AAUCAAAUCAAAUGUCGUAAAUGUCACGUUUGUUGAUUUCAAAUGUCAUAUAGCUCUCUUUGUAAACUUAGAACAUCAUUUUUAAUUUGUUUGUAGAAGUAAUAAACCAAUUUGGCUACUUUGUAACGAACAUAAAGAAAUAAGUAAAAUGAAGUUUAUCAAACCAUCUAAUUUUAAGUGCUGAUUGCUCGUGUAAAUCGUAUAAUUAAACAUUCGUCUACAAUAUUCCCGCCUGUCAGAUUCUGUAACAAAAUGCUAAUUAGAAAUAACAUUUUAUUGUUUUCAAUAUUGUUAACUUUAUUACAAUGUUGUUUUUCGGAAUUUAUAACCAUGUCUAUACUCGGUGCCUCUGCUAUAGCUAGCUGGUACAAAUGGAAUACGAUAAAAGAUAAUACGUAUUGUCGGUAUGUGGAAUGUUGCAAUGAUCAGCAUGUGCCUUUCGAUAUUAAUAAGUUGAAAUUAACUUUAUCACAAAAAAUGUUUGGACAACCUUUAGUUGAUGAGUUGGUAAAUAUAUUACAUGCACAUAAGGAGGCUGUAAAUGAUCCAAACAAAAGCAACAAAAAGGCUCUAGUGAUAAGCCUUCAUGGAUGGCCUGGUGUAGGUAAAAAUUAUGCAGCUACUAUGAUAGCUGAGGCACUUUAUGCUAAAGGUAUGCACAGUAAAUAUGUCAAGCUAUAUAUGGGGAAGAAAGAUUUUGACUGCUCUAAUUUGCAGCAGAAAAAAGAAGAUUUGGUAGCUACUUUAAAUAGUAUUGUAAAAAAAUGUCCAAAGUCACUAAUUAUAUUUGAUGAGAUUCAUGAUAUGUGUCCUUCAGUAUUGGAUACAAUUAAACCAAUGCUUGAUCAUCAUCAUGCUGUAGAUGGCAUUGAUUAUAGAGAUAGUAUAUUUAUAUUCAUAUCAAAUAUUGGAGGUCACGAAAUAGCUACAAAGUUGUUGGAACUCUAUGAUCAAGGUGUGAAGCGGAAUGAUGUUGAAUUUCAUGACUUUGAGCCAAUUAUAAGAAGGACAGCAUAUUUCCAAGGUGGGUUUGAGAAGGCUGCUGCUAUAGCAAAUCACUUAAUAGACCAUUAUGUGCCAUUUUUACCACUGGAGCAGCAACAUGUGGAAAUGUGUGCUCUAGCCGAGUUUAGAUCUCAUGCCAUAUAUCACCCAACAAAGGAAAUGAUGGCGGAAGCUUUAUCAGUUAUAACAUAUGGCCCUAAUGAAGAUCAGCCAAUAUUUGCAAAUAAUGGGUGCAAGCGGUUUACAAGACACAUUCCUUAUGUAAUACAGAAGAAUAAACAGAAGACAGAGUUAUAAACAACUUUAACAACAAAGGUAACCUUGUGAUAUUUUCAACUGAUAUUUGUUAAUUUAUUUAGCUUUAAACCUUUUUGUACAAAAUAGUUGUAUUUCAUAAAAUGAGAAUAAUAAUACAGAAGCACUUUUAAGAGCAUUUGGUUUGUUAAGUUCUACAAAACAUCACACCUGUUUAUAAUGAUACAAACUCUAUUUGUUGACAAUGUUUUAUUUAGAUAAAGAGAAAAGAUCAUGUACUAUUAUUUAUUUUGUUAACAAUGAAGUUGCUAUACUCUUGGGAGUCUUGAUGUUAACCUGAAUAUCGUAUUAAUAAACUAACAAUGAUGUAAAUAAAAAAUUAAGUUAGAUAAAGUUUAUUUGCAAGGUGUAUUGUGUAAGGACUGUUCUCUCUCUGUAAAUGUUGAAUUAUAUUCACUAAAAGUGACUAUUUGGCAAUAAAACCAUUCAUUACUA